Molecule: messenger RNA, 1266 nt
Organism: Emiliania huxleyi CCMP1516
Lineage: Eukaryota; Haptophyta; Isochrysidales; Noelaerhabdaceae
Exons: 1
Coding region: 1-1266 (421 amino acids)
Source: RefSeq, a predicted model, not a curated record
AUGUCGCGCUCCCCUCGCGCCGCACGCACCGCAGACGACGCCCCGCCCACGGACUGGCUGGCCGAGCUGCCGCACGAGCUGCACCUCCGCAUCCUCGAGGGCGUCGACGACUUCUCCGACUGCGCCGCCUUCAGCCUCGCGUCGCCGCGCCUCGGCCUUCUCGCCCUGCGCAGCGGCCUGGCGCGCUUCAAGGACCCGCUCUUCGCCGUGGCGAUGCGGCUACUGCUCGUCGAGCGCUUCGUCGCAUCGUUGGGCUCGUCGAUCAUGGACACGACCCUAAGCGAGGACACCCUCCGCAGAUACGCCGCCGACCGCCGCGCCAGCGCCGACCACUUCCCGUGGCUUGCGAGGGUGAGCCCGGCGCUCCGCCUCACGUCGGAAGUGGAGGGCGCAGAGCGCCGAGCCGAGGUCUGGAGGCUGCUGCGCGGCGAGAAUGGCGCGCAGCUCCGGCUGCGUUUCUUGCAGAGCGGCCAGGUGAAGCACUUCGAGGGCGAGCGAGGAGCGGAGCGGAUGGUGCGUACGGUGUUUGCCAAUGGCAACGUGAAGUACUACGAGGGCGAGCAAGGUGCAGAGCGGCUGGUACGCAUGGAGUUAGCCGACGACGGCGGGGUGGAGCACUACGAGGGCGAGAGUGGUGCGGAGCGGCUGUCGCGCGCUGAGUUUGCCAAUGGCGAGGAGGUGCAGUACUACGAGGGCGAGAGCGGUGCGGAGCGGAUGGUGCGCGCUGAGUAUGCCGACGGCAGUGUGCAGCACUACGAGGGCGAGCGAGGUGUGGAGCGGCUGGUACGCAUGGAGUUAGCCGACGACGGCGGGGUGGAGCACUACGAGGGCGAGAGUGGUGCGGAGCGGCUGUCGCGCGCUGAGUUUGCCAAUGGCGAGGAGGUGCAGUACUACGAGGGCGAGAGCGGUGCGGAGCGGAUGGUGCGCGCGGAGUUUGCCACCGGCAGUGUGCAGCACUACGAGGGCGAGAAAGGUGCUGAUCGGAUCGUGCGCGCGGUGCGUGCCGACGGUGCCGUUGCGUACUUCGAGGGCGGGCAAGGCGCGGAGCGGAAAGUGCGCGCGGACUUUCCCAACGGCGAGGUGCAGUUCUUCGAGGGCGAGCGAGGUGCGGAGCGGACGGUCCGCGUGGUGCGUGCCGACGGUGCCGUUGCGUACUUCGAGGGCGGGCAAGGUGCGGAGCGGCUGGUGCGCAAAGAGUUUGCCAACGGCAAGGAGUUUCCCAACGGCGGUGCAGCUCUUUUGAGGGCGCCCGAGGUGCGGAGUUGA